AGCCUAAGAAAUCUAGAGUGAUUUUCACGGCUUAGUUUUCUAAUCUUACACAAACAACAAACCCGGAAGCGAAAAAAAAAGAGAAACAUUUUGACUGACAAAUAAUUAUGGAGAUACAGAUUGUAAAAGCUGGAUGGCUGCAAAGAAAAAGUACGGUUUUACAUCGCUGGAAGAAGAAUUGGUUUGUGUUGUACAGGUCAGGAGAGUUGGCAUACUUUGAGUCACAAGAUAAACAUCAGGCGGAGGGAAGGUUUAUUGUCUGUGCAUUAUGUAUAGGCAUCAAAACUAGCGGAGAUUGUGAAUUCAGUGCACCGGAAGGCUAUGGCAAGCAGUGUCUGUUGUAUCUACAGUUGCGUAAUGAUGAAGAUCUGAAAUUGUGUGCUGAAUCCCCAGAUGAUAUGAGAGCCUGGCAGAUAGCGCUUGAAGAAGCCAGGACAAUGAACAGGACUGGAGAGAUCGCAGCACCUCCAGGGGUGGCUGUACCCCCAGGGGCACAGGUUGUCUACCCACAAACAUUCACACAUGGCUAUCCUGGUCAGAUAAUAGCAGCCCCUGGACAGUAUGUGGUGAGAGAUGCUUCAGGAGGUGGAACUGUUGUCAUGGGGAACCAGCCAGGUCAGGUGGUUUGUGUCCGGGAACCAUAUUACUACCGCAGGGGAUACUACUCUCCCCUCAUCAUGGGACCAGUCUUGUGGUGGUGAGCAGUGUGUUGGAUGUAACCAUAGCAACAGUGUAAACAACUUGCAUACUGUAAAUGUCUAUAAGGUCAGGAUAAAAAUGUGUAAUAUUUUGCACCAAGACUGCAAUGUCCAUGUAAGGAAGGAAAAGAGUGUAAUGUACUGUUGCUGAAUACUUUUUUUUUUUUUUGAUAUUCCAUUGACAUAGUGUUAUGUUUUUAUGUUGUAUUCUUAUAUUUUUGAUAUUCUUUAGGUAGAUCUAUUGAGAUCUUUGAAUGUUUUUCUAAAUGAUUUAUGUGUGAGAUUAUGACUGGAAACAGCAGCCCAGUUUUCUCUUUUUGUAUAUUUAGCCCAGAACCAGCUAGUGGUUCAGGGCAAGCUGUUAGUACACAUGGAUUGUGUCUGUGUCGGCCAUCAUCUCCAACAAUUUUGCUUAGACAGCUUCCUCUGAAACAACUUGUCAGAAUUACAUCAAACUUGGCAGGUAGCAUAUUGGCCAUGCAUCUUCCUCUUAUUUAUUGUAAUCAUUUUGCUUGACUGCAGUUAGGGGUUGCCAGGGUUGAAAAUAGAAAAAAUCUAAAAGACUUCUUCUAAUGAACCACAUGAUGAAUCUCGACAAUACUUGGUCUAUAUCAUCGUUGGAUGUGAUUUUCUUAAUUGCUUUCAAAUUCUUUUUCUUGACUGCAAUUAGGGGUUACCAGACCUAAAAGCAGAACAUCAACUUCUUUUGGUUUGCUUGAUGAAUCUUCAACAAAUUUGGCCAGAAGUAAGAUAAAAAGGUCAUGGACAGGUGAACAGUAUAGGGCUUACAUGGCACCUUUCUAUAUUCAAUAUAUUUCACCAGUUUUGUUUCAGUCAUGAAAUUCUUGUUCUCCCCUGCCAUGACUGAUAUAUAAUUUUGGUGCAAAGAAGUUGUGGUUGUUCCAUUUUCAUAUUAUGUAUAUAUAUAUUUUUUAAAAAUGGGAAAAAAGAUGCAUUUAAAUGUCAUGCAAUUCUCUUUUCUGCUGAUUCUAGUCAUAAAGUGAUGAUAUUUGAAUGUUAAAGGUUUUGUCCAUUUUGAGCAGAUAUAGAUAAGGUUGUGCAUUAUUCGUGAUUUAUUUUUCUUGCAUAUCGGACAGGAUUUCAGCGUUUUUUUGGUGCAGCUGGAAAAAACUCGUCUGAUACCCAAGAUGUAAGAUGACUCUCAUGCUGCAAUUUAUAUUGAUAUAAAAAAAUUCAUAAAUCCACAUGAUGCUAUGAUAAAAAUAGUUCUUAAAAGAAAAGUAUUUAUUUUAUUACAAUUUUGCUAUUAUUUGGAGAAUUAUGAUAUGCAAGAAAAAAAUCCAUCACAAGUUUUAUGUGUGGAUAGAAAUAUCCAGUUCUUGGACAUUUGUUUUUGUGGUAACUCGGCAAAGCCUCAUUAUAACCUAAACAAUGUUAGUUUACUGUCAUGAUAUGCAAUUAGAUGUUGAAAAGUUUUGUCUAUGUUUUACGUUAUAUGUGGAAAAAUAAAAGUAUUUCCUUUCUGCAAUACUUGUUCAAUGUGUGUAUUAUAACGCAAUUUCAAUUGAUAACUGUUUUAAAAUAUUAAAGGGGCUUGCAUUUUGAGUAGUUUGAAAUAUUACUGUAUUUUUGUGCACUUUAGCCUAAUGAUUAUAUACAUGUACAGGUAGUGGACCUGUGUUGACACCUGGCAAUUUACGUGUGAUUACAUAUUCUCAUAAUGCAACUUGGCAGUUUACGUGUGAUUACAUAUUCUUAUAAUGCAACUUGGCAGUUUACAUGUGAUUACAUAUUCCCAUGAUGCAACUCGGCAUUUUUCAGACGUUAAGGAGCUCAGCGUGCAAAUAUUUUUCCUCGAAAACGUGAAUAUACGAAAAUAAAUCGCUUUUGAAGAAUACAUAAUUUGCUGAUGGUCAUUACUGAUCCACUACCUUAAUGAUAUAAUAUGUAAAUAUAAAAAUAUGCAAUCCUACUAUAAUUUACUGUAACAUUUUCUAACCUCAUGAAAAUGUCAUCUAUCGUUGUCACUAUAUGCUAUUCUUGUGUUAUUUAAUGAUGUAAUUCUCUCUGUGAUAUAAAUUCAUGUACAGCAUUAUUUCUGGAGCCAGAUCAUGAUAUAGUGCAAAUUUGUUACCAUUAUUCAGUAACAUAUGUAAUAAAAAAUAAUUAUAAGUGUAGAUGCAUUUGUUUAAAGAUUAUUAGAUUUGUAAAAAGAAGUAUGCAAUUGUUCUUUUGGUGAAUGAUGCAGUGCUCCUAGAGUCGCGCAAUAUUUAUGCUACAGAACCCGUGCAUAUUUCUAGAUACAAAUCCAUUUUUGACCUUCAGUUUGACUAUGAUGCCUAACUUCUUAAUAUUAUUAACAUUUUUACAUGAAUUUAGUUUUUAAUUGUAAUAAAGCAGUUUAAUAUAUAUACAUUUACUGAAUGGCUUAUUGGUCAAUAGUAAAAACUAUUGCAUGAGAUCAGAAGGACCAGGGGUCAAUAGGUUUUGUCAUUUGACUGGCAAGCCAUUCAAAAAGGUGUUUUAUUACAGAACAUCAGAAAUAGAUUUCAUUUAACUAUUUUUUUCAAGUUUUGACUUUUGCCCAACAAAAUACAUGGUGGUGAACUAUUGACUGGUUAUAUUGCACAAACUGUGGACUGGCGAUUUAUAAAUGGAGUCAUGGAAUAAAAAAUCUUAAUGACAAUAGGUCUUUAAGGAUAACAUGGUGUAAUAGCCAUAUUUCAUAUCUUGUAACUGGAUGGUAAUAUUUAAACGAAAUUUGGUCACUUUAAAGACUUUCAAAAUUAAAAAUGUUUCACCGAGAGAUUUUUCAAAUUUUGUCAUUUUUUGGGGAGAUAAUCGGUAUUGAAGUUAACAUUGAUGCCUAUGGGAAAUAUAUAAUUUCUUUAAUUAUGAGAAUCUGAACUUGGAUUUCGAGAAACUUUUGCGGUAGAAAGCUGCAUUAUAUGAUUCUGAUACAAAUAUCAAAAAGAAAUCUAAAAUUCCCCGUAGGAGAAAGGGAGAAAAUCAUUUUUUCUAGUUUUCAGGGGAGAUAAUUCAUGAAAACCCAAAAUUAUCAGGGGAGGUAAUGUACAGAAAAUUUUUGAUAACAUCUGUCACUAUAUAUCUUGUCAAUUAUGCACCUUUUUUCUAUCGUUUGACAUUUUUAAAGCUUACAUUAUCAAGUUGUAUGUAUGCUUUUGGUGAAAUUGUGGCCUAUUACACCAUGUUAUCCUUAAGUAAUUUAUUUACAUAUAUUAAAUGAAUAUUUUUUGAAGGGCAGAAGCAUAUUAGGGUAAAAUCAAGAAUUUGCUGUUUGAAACUUUUUGUUAUUUGUGCCAUUCUUGUCUGUACUGGUCUGUCAAUGUACUUACUGUAAAUUUAUUUUUGAAAUGCAUUACAUGUUGAUUUUUAUGCCGUCUGUGUUGGAGGGCAUAUAGUGUUUGAACUGUCCGUCCAUCACACUUUCUUGUGUAAUCACCCCUCCAACAGUUUUCAUCCAAUUCAAAUGAAACUUGGUAAAUAUCUUCUGCAUGAAGUGGAUAUUGGCAUACUGUUUGUACUGAUAAUUACUGUUCAUCUAAAUUAUGUUUGAAACUUUGAAUUUCCUUUUUGUUCUGUCAUAGAUGAAUUAGCAAAAAAUGCUGCUGAAAAUUUGCAUAAAUGUGUGUUUUGCAGCCUCUGACAGCUCUGAAAAAUUUCAUCACUACAAAAUAUGCUAUCAACAAAGUUAUGAUAACAUUUUAUGAGAAGUCUAAGCUUAAGACUAAAACAUUGUUGAAUAUGAGCCUUGAGCAUUGUGUUAUCAAUGCCUCAUACAGUUUAAAUUUAACCUAAUUGAAACUUGAUAUAAGGCAUCAAAUUGAAUAUGAAUAUGACAAGGGAAGAUAAUCUGGACAUUGAAGUCAGAUUAUAAUAUAUUGAGUUAUGCCCCUUUAACAGAACAAUUUUACAACAACAUCUGUACCUUGUGUACUUAUCUUCUCCUACAGUUUUCUUCCAAUUCAAAUGAAACUUAUAGGUAAACAUGAUCAACACUAAGUGGAUAAGCAGGAGUAUUGUCACUUGAUUGUCAGAUUUGUUUUAGUUUGUCCCUCUGGACUAUUCUGUCUAGCAUUUUCAGGGGGCAUGUGUACAGUGUUAACACCAUUCUUGUUUAUGUUAAGUUUGAUUUUAAGCCAUUUCUGUAAAUACUGAAAAUAAAAUUUAAUGCUUCAUAA
Molecule: messenger RNA, 4861 nt
Organism: Mercenaria mercenaria
Lineage: Eukaryota; Metazoa; Mollusca; Bivalvia; Venerida; Veneridae
Product: pleckstrin homology domain-containing family B member 2-like
Exons: 6
Coding region: 108-701 (197 amino acids)
Biological process (GO): regulation of cell differentiation
Cellular component (GO): membrane
Source: RefSeq, a predicted model, not a curated record